Molecule: messenger RNA, 1279 nt
Organism: Oreochromis niloticus (Nile tilapia)
Lineage: Eukaryota; Metazoa; Chordata; Actinopteri; Cichliformes; Cichlidae
Gene: bcdin3d
Product: BCDIN3 domain containing
Exons: 3
Coding region: 429-1103 (224 amino acids)
Biological process (GO): negative regulation of pre-miRNA processing
Cellular component (GO): cytoplasm
Molecular function (GO): O-methyltransferase activity; RNA methyltransferase activity
Source: RefSeq, a predicted model, not a curated record
GACUCUGCGUUAUAGUGCCCAUUCUCUGUUCAACAAUAUAUUCAAUCAAGUCUUUUUUGCCACUUAAAGUAUUUUUGCAGAAGUGUAAGCUGCCCUUUUGCCCAUGUCUCUGCUGAAAAACACAUUGUUACUGUUAAUUCGACUUUUUACCUGGAUAAAUAAAGGCUAUAUAAAACUCACUUUACAAGAAGCACACUACAAUUUCUAACCUGUGGCAGGAUUGUUCUUUCUUCCUCAAAAUGAGAGAUAUGCUUGAUAGAUUAUAACAAGUAACUUACAACAGUUUAAAUACUGUUUAAAUACAGGCUAAAUGGUUAGAUUUGUUUACAUAUUCCAUCUCCGAGUUCCAGAUGUUAGAUCCGCAGUUAAACACAUGCUGCUGAUUUAGGAAACACGCCCACGUUAAUUGGUGAUAGUCACAGUUUAACAUGGGCUGCUGCCUUCCCAGUAAAAGCUUCAACCCUCCGGAGAACCGCCUGAGUCUGAUUCCACCGGCUCUGCUCAGGGAUUUAGGAUACAGUGAUGAGACCACGCUGAUCCUGGACGUGGGCUGUAACUCAGGGGAACUGAGCGGAGCUUUCUACAAACAUCUGGUGCCUGAGGAACAGUCUGAUAGGAGGAAAGUUCACCUCCUGGGCUUCGACUUGGAUGAAACUCUUGUUCAGCGAGCGCAGGAGAUAAACCCUCUGCCAAGCAGAAUCACCUUCAUCCCUCUCGACAUCACCAAAGACACCAACCAGCUUCAGGACUACCUCAGCCAGCACGGUUGCUCCCACUUCCACUUGUGUCUGUGUCUAGCUGUGACCAUGUGGGUCCAUUUAAACCACGGAGACUCAGGCCUGCUGCAGCUGCUCUCUCGCCUGUCCUCCAUGAGCCAGCACCUCCUGCUGGAGGCCCAGCCCUGGAAGUGUUAUCGCUCUGCAGCCCGGCGGCUGAGGAAGCUGGGACGCUCGGACUUUGACCACUUUAAGACCCUGAAGAUCCAAGGGGAUGUGGCGGAUCAUGCCAGGGAACACCUGGAAAGACACUGUGGCAUGGAGCUAAUCCAGAGCUUUGGCAGCACUGCAUGGGACCGUAAGCUGCUGCUUUUCAGAAAGACGUGAGGGGCUCUGUCAGGAGUUCCCAUCAGCAGGAAGGACAGCAGAAACCAUAAAGACAGAUUGAUAUUAAUCAGCAAUUAGUUUGUUUCUAUUAAAGAAAAUUGCUGCUUCAAAUCUAAAGAUUUUAAAGAAGUGAUAAUAAAUGGACUUUGUGCUCAUAUAGAGUGCAAACAAGUGUA